CCAAAGUGUAUAAAGAGAGACACUGUGUCAGUCUGUGUGUUUCACACUGAGGGACUGGUGUGUGUGCAGAAGAAUCAGUAAUGAUGAAGUGCUUAUAUCUUUUGUAUGUCGUGUUUCACGUCGCUGCAGGCUGUAAUCUCACUGCUCAAACUAAAUAUGAAUACAUUGGACUCCCUGGUGGUUCAGUUCUGUUACUCUGCUCCUGCUCUGACCUGCACACCAAACCUCACACAUUCACCUGGAUGACCUUCAGAACAGGAAAGGCAAAUGACGUGUUAAAUGAUGAACACUACCGUGACAGACUUCAGCUGUUUAAUAACACUUCUCCUGGUAAUCUGUCUCUGCUCAUAUCUGACCUGAGAGAAGAGGAUGCAGUAGACUACAGGUGCAGAACUGAGAAGGAACACAGAGACAUGAGUAUUCCUGGUAAAGGCUGUGAUCUCUAUGGUGAUAAACAUCAGGUAGCUAUCAAUGGACUCCCUGGUGGUUCAGUUCAGUUACCCUGCUCCUGCUCUGACCUGCACACCAAUCCUCAGAUAUUCACCUGGACGACUAACAGAACAGGACACUGGACUGACGUGUUAAAAGAUGAGCUCUAUCGUGACAGACUUCAGCUGUUUAAUAACAUUUCUCCUGGUAAUCUGUCUCUGCUCAUAUCUAACCUGAGAGAAGAGGAUCAGGGAGUCUACAGGUGCAGCACUGGAUUAAAGGAAUACAGAGACAUCAGGAUUAAUGUUGAAGGAGGAAAAAGAGAAACUUCAACACGCUCAGGGAAAACAGACAGAAGACCUCCAUCAGAACAGCCUCAAAGUAAAACAUCAAACGCUCCACCUACAUCAUCCUCAACAACACUGGAACAAGGAGGAAGAAGAGAAACUUUAACACGCUCAGGGAAAACAGACAGAAGACCUCCAUCAGAACAGCCUCAAAGUAAAACAACAAACUCUCCACCUGCAUCAUCCUCAACAACACUGAAACAAGAUGAACAACCACCACACAGCAGCCUCCCUCUGGUUUUCGGCAUUGUUGCCGCUUUGCUGUUGGUGAUAGUUGGUAUAAUGGCAUUUAUUUGUUGGAAGCGCAAAGGUCUUUUCCCAUUAGGAGGAAGACGUGGAAAGAACAAAGUUACUGAAAGACGUCCAAAGCAGAAGGAUCAGACUGUGCCUGAUGUUACUUACUCUACUGUAAGCCACAUUCACACAGCCGGAGCAGCUCGGGUCCAGAUCAACGUCGAAGAGAAAACUGAAUACGCCAGCAUUGUAACAAAUUAAUUUGCAGUAAAAAUAUAGAAUAAUGCUGAAAUCAUCUACAUAAUCUUACAAAUCAUAUUUUGAGUGUAUGUGUCAUUUUAUAUAUUGUGUAGCAUUCUUUUUUUUUUAAAUGAAAGGAAAAAAGCUUGUUUUCUGUUGUGAAUGUGGCUGUUUGUGAAUGUCGUGGGAAAUUCACCAGGACUGAAUGUGUAUUUUGAAAUUAGUUUUUGCAACACACUUAAUGUUCAUUAAAGCAUUUGUGACAGUGUU
Tachysurus fulvidraco (yellow catfish) is the source of this 1520-nucleotide messenger RNA. RefSeq lists its product as uncharacterized. Gene Ontology annotation, biological process: cell surface receptor signaling pathway; T cell costimulation; cellular response to lipopolysaccharide. The record is from RefSeq and is a predicted model, not a curated record. Gene Ontology annotation, cellular component: external side of plasma membrane. The transcript is spliced from 8 exons. The coding region runs from base 81 to 1271 and encodes 396 amino acids. Lineage: Eukaryota; Metazoa; Chordata; Actinopteri; Siluriformes; Bagridae.